Letharia columbiana is the source of this 963-nucleotide messenger RNA. RefSeq lists its product as uncharacterized. The record is from RefSeq and is a predicted model, not a curated record. The coding region runs from base 1 to 963 and encodes 320 amino acids. Lineage: Eukaryota; Fungi; Ascomycota; Lecanoromycetes; Lecanorales; Parmeliaceae. The transcript is spliced from 3 exons.
AUGUCCUCCUUCCUCAAUUUCGUCUGUUCACAAAUCUUCGUCGCCCUCCCCUACCCCAAGCAGGACCUCACGGACCAAACCAUCAUCGUCACUGGCGCUAACACCGGCCUCGGCCUCGAAGCCGCUCGACACUUCACACGUCUCAACGCGUCCAAAGUCAUCCUUGGCGUCCGGAGCCUCGACAAGGGCGAAGGAGCCAAGAAGUCCAUCGAAGAAUCCACGGGGCGCUCGGGCGUCGUGGAAGCAUGGCGACUCGACCUGUGCAGCUAUGAAUCCGUCAAGCAGUUUGCGCAGCGCGCGCAAGGGUUGCAGCGACUGGAUGUUGUAGUGGAAAAUGCGGGGAUCGCGCCCUCCACGUUCGCGAUGGCGGAAGACAAUGAAAGCAUGGUUACGGUCAACGUCAUCAGUACUUUCCUGUUGGGUCUGCUGAUUCUGCCGAAACUGAGGGAGACGGCGGCGAAGUUCAACGUGCAGCCGCAUCUUACGGUUGUUUCGUCAGAGGUGCAUAUGAUGGCGAAGUUCGAAGAGAGGAAGAACCCGGAUCUCCUAAAGACGCUUAAUGACGAGAACACGACGGACAUGGGAGACAGAUACCAAGUCUCCAAGCUUCUCCAAGUCUACUGCGCCCGCGAACUCGCCGCCCGUCUCAACAAGACCGGUAACUCCAACGUCAUCGUCAACUACCUAAACCCAGGGAUGUGCCAUUCUUCACUAUCGCGGGACGGGCCCUUUUUCCUGGAGGUUCUGAAAUUCUUCCUGGCGCGCUCGACGGAAUAUGGAAGUCGAGCACUCGUGAGUGCUGCGACGGCGGGGGAAGAGACCCAAGGGGCGUACCUUAGCGACUGUCACGUUGCCCAGCCGGCUCCGAUGGUGUUGGAUGAGCCCGAGAUGCAGCAGAGGGUGUGGGAUGAAGUUUCGGCGAAGUUGGAGAGCAUUCGGCCAGGAAUCAUGGCGAGUGUCUAA